AUGCUACUGUACUCUGUCUGUCGAUGUAUGCCGGUUUUUAUACUCGAAACUUUUCUCAUACAGCAUGCAAUCGCUUCUUGGCCGUUGUUCACCAAUUCUAGUGUUCAACUGUUGGGUCUAUUUCCAGAUGCUGAAAAUACGACCGAGCCGACCGACUUUUCGGUUCAUCCUCGUGCGAUGUUCAUGGCUGCCAUAGUUCUCGCACAAAGAUACGGCAUAACAGUCGAUAGAGAAUUCAUUGGCUGGGAUAUCGCGCAAACAGGUGGUAAUGCUAUUGGUGCUGUCAGAAGCACAUGCCAAAAAGUAGCCAGUUCCGACAUUAUUGGUAUUGUGGGACCAGCGUAUUCUCGAGAAACAGCUGUUAUUGCUCCGUUCGCUGAAAGUCUCAACAUUCCAAUAAUAUCUCAUGCUGCAACAAACCCGAGCUUAUCCGAUCGAAAUGCAUAUCCAACUUUUUAUCGAACGGUUCCCUCUGAUGCAAGUGUAACAUUGCCGAUUGUAGAAUUAUUCCUUCGAUAUAGUUGGAAAUCGUGUGUGAUCGUUUAUCAGAAUGACGAAUUCGGAGCAGGUGCUGUCGAAGCGAUCAGUGAUGCAUUCAGUGACAAUAAUUUGGUUGUCGCUCAAUUAAUUGUAUUCGAUAUUGCCACGAAGAAAAUUCGAGGUGAUCUAAAAGAUCUUUUAUCAGCUACGUCAACGCGAAUUGUUAUUUUAUGGACUGAUGAAUAUCAUACUUCUCUAGUUUUACAAAUUGCACUUCAAGCUGAUGUACUUGGUCCGCGUUUCACCUGGAUAAUGAGUAUGACAAUCUCAUUAAGUGCAUUCAACGAAACCUCACGUCCAAAAUUGAUCGGAAUGUUAACUGUCGAGCCUGUCAUCGGAAGUGUGAUCAGUUCUCCUUAUAAUACAACAUUAUUGGAUGCGGCUUAUCAGAUUUGGCAACAAUACGAGCCGGAAACGUUUCCCGGCGCAGCAAACGUUAAUUAUUAUGCGUUAUUUGCAUUCGACGCUACUUGGACAUUGAUCAAAUCCACAUAUCAACUAUGUCGUAAUCGAUCAAAACCAUGUGUAUCAAUUGUGAAUAGUUCCUACUGUUUCGAUCGGCACUUCUCAGAUGGCACCAAUCUUUGUAACAUAAUUAGUGCGACUGAAUAUCUCGGCGCGUCUGGUCCGGUGAAAUUUUCACGUAAUUCAACUGAUCGGAUGGAUGGUAUUUAUUACAUUGUUAGGAAUAUUCAAUCAUCGAUGAAUAGCAUUCGUUUUGUACCCGUGUUACAGUGGUCGUAUUCCAAUAGUCUAACAUCAUAUACACAUGCCGAUGUAGUCGUCUGGCCUGGGAAUGUCUUGACACCUCCAACUGGUCUUGCUGAUCUCGAAGACGUGAAUCUACGUAUUUGUACAAUUGAGUCAAAACCGUUUACAAUGCGAACAGAUAUCAUUGAGAAUAAUCAAACAAAAUUAGUUGGUUACAUCCCUGACUUGCUAGAUCUGUUACAAGCGAGUACAAAGUUUAUUCCGCAUAUAGUUUAUCCAUCAGACAAUCAAACGUAUGGUGGAUUGGUAGCUGCAGUUGCGAAUGGUCUUUGUGAUAUUGCAAUUGGUGAUAUUACAGUUACCGCUAAACGGCGAGAGAUCGUGGAUUUUUCCAGUUCUAUCUAUGAUAACUCAAUGCGAAUCAUUGUUCGGAAAACAGCGGCCGACAAUGUGGAUCUGUUCUCUUAUAUGAAACCGUUUUCGACCAAUCUUUGGAUUUCACUAUUAGCUUGUCUCAUCUUUUCCGGAAUACUGUUUUGUAUAUUUGAGCGACAGGAUAACGAUGUUCUGCAUAAUCGAUCAAUUCCAUCGUGUAUUUUUUUGAGUAUCUGGUUUUCAAUCGGUAAUCUGAUGGGCUACGGUGUAGACUUCGAUGUUCAAACAGCAGCUGGACGAAUAUUAACUGUUGGUCUGUAUAUCUUAAGUAUCGUCCUGGUAGCGACGUACACGGCAAAUUUAGCGUCGGAUUUAACCAUAUCGAGAUCUAAAGAUAUCAUCUCGAGCAUUGAUGAUGUGAGAAACGGAAAAGUAGCCUUUAGUCGCUUGGGUGUUCUGAUAGAAUCCUCGGCAGAAGAAUACUAUCUACGCGAGAUCUCGGAUGGCAUUCGAAAUUUUUAUCCAUUAAGAUCAUUAGAUGAUUUAUUCAACAGCUUAUUGAAUAAUAAAAUCGACGCAUCAUUUUUUGAUAUCGGCUCUUUAGAAUAUGCAACAAAUAAUGUGUAUUGCAAUUUGUCAUUAGUCGGGUCGGAUUUUGCGGGCAGUGCAUUUGGAAUUGUUUAUCCGAAAAAAUGGUUGUAUGCAAGCAAUUUAGACGUUGUUAUUCUGUCGUUGAGGGAAACAGGUGUACUGGAUGAUUUAAAGCGAAAGUGGUUUCAGAAAAGCGUUUGCCAAGCUUCAUCCUCAGAUGACGUAUCGACGAGUAUUGAAGUUGGAACGAUGAGUGGUUUACUUCUAACUUUUGCUGUACUGAAUGCCAUAUCUGUCAUAGUUUUUCUAUGGACAAAACGAAUCAUCAUCAGAGAAACGAUGCAUGUUGUUAAAUGGAUCACACUUCUUUUUUUUAUUCUGACAUCAAGUCUCGGAGCUCCAUAUAAAUCAGCAAGAACAUGUGGUUAUGACUCAUGUAACUUAGGAAAAGCAGAUAAACUUAAUGUUCAUCUGGUUCCUCAUACACACGAUGAUGUCGGUUGGCUUAAAACAAUUGAUCAAUACUAUUAUGGAUCUCGUAGUGAUAUUGUCAAUCGAGGUGUUCAAUACAUUAUCGACUCAGUUAUUCAGGCACUAGUGGAUAAUCCUGACCGUCGAUAUAUCUAUGUGGAAAUGGCCUAUUUUUGGCGUUGGUGGAACGAACAAUCGGAUGAUAUGCGUAAUGUUGUCAAAGGACUGGUCAAUGAAGGUCGUUUGGAGUUUAUUUCGGGUGGGUGGUGCAUGAAUGAUGAAGCAACAACGCAUUACAAUUCAAUUAUUGAUCAGCAUACUUUAGGUGCAGAAUUCCUGCGUAAUACAUUUGGUGAAUGUGCUCGACCAAAGCUUGGCUGGCAGAUCGAUCCUUUUGGACAUUCUAGAGAGGUGGCUUCACUGUUUGCACAGAUGGGUUUUGACGGCCUGUUUUUUGGCCGUAUUGAUUACCAGGAUCGAAUACCACGCACUGCAGAAAAGAAUUUAGAGAUGGAUCACGUUGCAAGUAAUAAUGGAUUAUUAGGCCGUCAAAGCUGGCUGUUUACCGGCGUUCUGCCACAUGGCUACAGUGGCCCGAAUUCGUUUUGCUUCGAUAUAAAUUGUUCAGAUCAGCCGAUCAUGGAUGAUAAAAGUUUGCAUGACUACAAUGUAGAAGAACGUGUUCAAGCAUUCAUCAAUUCAGCACAUGUUCAAUCUCUGAUCUAUGCUACUAAUCAUAUCAUUAUGACGAUGGGUGAUGAUUUCCAAGAUGUAAAUGCAAAUGAGAAAUUCAAAAACUUGGAUAAAUUAAUACAAUAUGUUAAUCUUCAACAAGCAAAUGGCAGUGAUGUGAAUGUGUUCUAUUCCACUCCUUCCUGUUAUUUGUACGCUCUAAACAAAGUUAAUAGAGAAUGGAAAUCGAAAAAUGAUGACUUCUUCCCAUACGCAAGCAUUCCAUUUGCAUAUUGGACAGGGUAUUUCACCUCGAGGCCAGCAUUCAAACGUUAUGAACGCUACGCUAAUAAUAUUCUUCAAGUAACACGGCAACUAAACGGAUUUUCACAAAUGAAUCUACGAGAUUCUAUAUUUUACUUAAGUGAAGCAAUGGGACUUGCACAACAUCACGAUGCUGUCAGCGGAACAGAAAAACAACAUGUAGCCGAUGAUUACGCACAACGACUAGCGGAUGGUAUCGAUCGGACGAUGGACGUCAUCAAUAAUGCUUAUGGAAAGUUAUUACUUAAAGAAAAUCGAACAGGGCCAAUUGCUCAUCAAUUUUUAUGUCCUUUUUCAAAUAUCAGCGAAUGUCUUCCCAUUGAAGGACAAAAUGAGUUUGUAUUAACACUUUGGAAUCCAACUAUUCAUCCAGUGAUAACUCACCCUCGUGUGCCAGUCACUCGACAGUAUUUAAUCUAUGAUCCAUCAGGCACGAUUAUCCAUGCUGAAUAUCUACCGAUUCCACAAACAAUAAGAAACAUUCCCGGCCGAACAAGCUCUGCUGCAAAUCAAUAUGUCUUUCAAGCGUCAUUACCAGCUCUUGGUUAUAGUACUUACUAUUUCAAAGCGCAUACUGCAACUAUCAACGAACAGAUAAAAAAAUCAACAGUAAAUCAAGCGUGUAUCCUUCAAAAUGAACAUCUGCGCGUAGAAUUCAAUGAAUUAGGACACUUGAAACGUAUUACUAACUUGGAUAAGAAUAUUGUGGUUUCAUUUACUGAACAAGGAUUUUAUUGGUACGCAAGUUAUACUAGUAAUCCUACAACACCGGAAUUUCCGUCAUCAGGUGCAUAUGUGUUUCGACCACUGUACCCUGAAGCUUUUCCUGUAAGUCCUUUGCGACAAAUAAACUGUACGAUCACAGACACAGUACAGAAAGCAUCGAUUAUGUUCAACGAUUGGAUUAGUCAAGAGAUUCAUCUCUAUCGUAAUGCAUCGACUCUCGAAAUAGAUUGGACAGUUGGGCCAAUUCCAAUCGAUGAUAAUAUAGGCAAAGAAAUCAUUAUUCGUUAUAAUACAAAUAUCGAUAGUGGAUCUAAAUACUACACGGAUGCUAAUGGACGUGAAGUACUCGAACGUAUACGAAAUCAUCGACCGACAUGGCCUUACUUUCCUGAAGUACCUAUCACUGGCAAUUAUUAUCCGAUCAAUAGUCGUAUUUGGAUUCGUGAUCGGGAACGUCAAUUGACGAUUCUUACUGGUCAGUGUUUUUCCUAUUCUUGGUGUCAAAUCAAUGGUUCAUCAGUUCUUUUCGAAAAUUCAUAUGUUCUAAUCAAUGUUUUUAACUCGGGUUCGAACAAUGGAGAUGUCAUCACCGAAUUCAACAUGACAUUCUUCGAUUCUUAUCAUAAUUCGAUGUGUACAUUUACACAAGAAAACGUUGCAGGAGAACUUCCUAACUGUGGAUCAGAAGUAUCUAUUGUUCAAUCAUCGAACAGCUUGAACGUUGCCUACAAGAAGGCAUCAUUUAGCGCUUGGAUCAGUUAUAAUACAUGGCACGGUGGACACUAUAAAUUCAAUCUAUUCACUACACUGAAUCGUAUCAAUGAUCCUAGUACGACUGGUCUAUGCAUUGAGGGUUGUCCCAGCAAACGAAUGGCUCCACAAUUGUUGCUAACAGAUUCAACCACCGAUCAAGAAAUAGCAACAAGCGCAAUAGCUAGUCAUGUUUGUGAUGCAUAUAUUACAACAGCGGCACAACGUGUUUCUCAAAACAGUCCUGCUGUGCAAAUGACACCAGGUUAUCUUCAUGCAGUACGACGAGCGUGUAUCAUUGAUGUUACUGUUACUGGAGAUGCCGACUUCGCACGAGAUUCUGCUAGUAAUAUCGUAACUGAUAUUUUGACACAUGCCAAAGAACCUGAUAUCGACAACAUUAGUCAUCUAGUGCAAGAUGCAACACAAGCCACUCAGCAAGUGUUAGAGCAAACUGAAACACAAGUUCAAACAAUGAUCGAUGGUGCUAUAUGGCCGUGUUCACCAAAUGCACCUGUUUGUAUCAUGCCGUCGUUGAUACGACGAAAACAAGUUACAGUUUAA
Molecule: messenger RNA, 5724 nt
Organism: Adineta ricciae
Lineage: Eukaryota; Metazoa; Rotifera; Eurotatoria; Adinetida; Adinetidae
Source: the annotation of a GenBank genome assembly